AGAAAACACAGAAAGAACUUCCAAUUUAUUAACCACCACCCACUUAUAGAAAAAAAUAUAUAAUAUUGCCAAUAUUUUCAUUUUCUAUAUUGUCAUAGUUGCAUUUUGAUCCAUCCCACUAAUUUAACAUUGUUUGAUUAUUAUUAUUUUGUUAAGUUUUUUUGUUGCAUAUUAUUACAUGCCAGAGUUAAUCCCCAGAAUUCAUGCUGAGAAUUGAAGGAAAUGGCAGAAUCAGAUCAUCAGAAGUUGAAAGUGAACAAAAGCCUCCAAAUGAGCAUGGACAAAAUCAAACACUUGCCUGUUUUGUGUUGGAAGACCUCCAAGAAAGUGGGAGCUGAAGAUCCCAGAAGAAUUGUCCACUCUCUCAAAGUUGGUCUCUCCCUCACUCUGGUCUCUCUCUUGUACCUGGUGGAGCCAUUGUUCAAAGGCAUUGGAACCAAUGCCAUAUGGGCCGUCAUGACCGUCGUCGUCGUUCUAGAGUUCACCGCGGGAGCGACUUUGUGCAAAGGGCUCAAUAGAGGGCUGGGGACAUUGUUGGCAGGAUCCUUGGCAUUUCUCAUUGAGGGUGUUGCCAAUAGAUCUGGAAGAGUUUUUAGAGCUUGUUUCAUUGGAGCUGCAGUUUUUCUUAUAGGAGGUGCAGCAACAUAUAUGAGAUUCUUUCCCAAAAUAAAGAAGAACUAUGAUUAUGGAGUGGUGAUAUUUCUCUUGACAUUCAAUCUGAUAACCAUAUCGAGCUAUCGCGUUGACAACGUGUUGAAAAUCGCACACGACAGAUUCUACACCAUUGCCAUUGGAUGUGGAGUCUGCCUUCUGAUGAGCCUACUGAUCUUCCCAAACUGGUCUGGAGAAGAGCUCCACAAUUCAACUGUGCUCAAGCUUGAAGGCCUUGCCAAAUCCAUUGAAGCCUGUGUAAAUGAUUACUUCUUUGAUGCUGAGAUCGACGAAAACAAAGAGAGUUGUUCAAGAGACCAAAUUUAUAAAGGCUAUAAGGCAGUUCUAGACUCAAAAUCCACAGAUGAAACUUUGGCAUUACAAGCAAGUUGGGAGCCAAGACACUCAAGUCACUGCUAUAGAAUCCCAUGGCAACAGUAUGUUAAAUUAGGCGGCGUUCUUCGGCAUUUCGGGUACACGGUCGUCGCUCUACACGGCUGUUUGCAGACCGAGAUUCAGACUCCGCGAUCGGUUAGAGUCCUGUUCAAAGAUCCUUGCAGCCGAGUAGCACGAGAAGUAUCGAAAGCAUUGAUCGAGCUCGCAAACAGCAUAAGGAACCGGCGGCAUUGCUCACCGGAGAUCCUGUCGGACCAUCUUCACGAGGCCUUACAAGACCUGAACAAGGCGAUAAAAUCACAGCCGCGACUCUUCCUAGGCUCGAACAGGAACCAAGCCAGAAACAUGCUAGCAUUGGCAGCAGCACAAGCAGGGCAAAAACAAGAGGAAAAGGAAAAGGAAAAGCGGUCCGGGGUAUCGUUGUCGAGCGUGAAAACGGACUCGUCGGCGCUGAUGGAAUGGAGGACGAAAAGAAGGGAGGCUGAGAGGAAGGUGUUGAGGCCACAGCUAAGCAAGAUAGCAAUCACAAGCCUUGAGUUCUCAGAAGCACUUCCAUUUGCUGCUUUUGCUUCUCUGCUGGUUGAGACUGUGGCAAAGCUUGACAUUCUGAUAGAUGAAGUUGAAGAGUUGGGGAGAAUUGCUUGCUUCAAAGAGUUCAAAAAUGGUGAUGAUGAACAACAUAUAACUGUCAAAUGUGAGAAGCCAAAGAUCAGUGUGUCUCAGAGUCAGCUGUCUUCAGUUAGUGCUGCAGAAUGAGGGGAUUGGUUUUGUUGCUGAAAAUGGACUUUAAGAGGAUUAUUUCGGAGGGUGUGUUUUGUUUGAUCAUAUGAUUAUGUGCAGGAAUGGGGAUUGCUUUUGGUCUUCGAAUAUUGGAAUAAACAAAAAAAGAAAAACUCAGUUCUGUUCUA
This is a messenger RNA of Momordica charantia (bitter melon), 1955 nucleotides long. RefSeq names its product aluminum-activated malate transporter 12. Lineage: Eukaryota; Viridiplantae; Streptophyta; Magnoliopsida; Cucurbitales; Cucurbitaceae. Gene Ontology annotation, biological process: malate transport. The record is from RefSeq and is a predicted model, not a curated record.